This is a messenger RNA of Eupeodes corollae, 5289 nucleotides long. RefSeq names its product U2 small nuclear ribonucleoprotein auxiliary factor 35 kDa subunit-related protein 2. The transcript is spliced from 6 exons. NCBI's taxonomy places the organism in Eukaryota, Metazoa, Arthropoda, Insecta, Diptera, Syrphidae. Gene Ontology annotation, biological process: mRNA splicing, via spliceosome. Gene Ontology annotation, molecular function: pre-mRNA 3'-splice site binding; metal ion binding. The record is from RefSeq and is a predicted model, not a curated record. Bases 6 to 1529 code for a protein of 507 amino acids. Gene Ontology annotation, cellular component: U2AF complex; spliceosomal complex.
AACAAAUGGCUGAAGGUGAAGAAGAACAACAAUCAAAGAAAAACAAGAAACACAAAGAAUGGCGGAAGGAAGUUAAGAAACUGCGUAGGCAAAGAAUUCGUCAAAAGCUUGCAGAACAACGAAAUAAAAUUGCUGCUGAAGAGGAAUCUGCUCGUUCAAACGAUCCUGACUACAUUCAAUGGCUCCGCGAACAAGAAGAAUUAGAAGUUCUAGAACGUGAACACGAAGAACGUCAACGACAGGAACAAGAAGAACUCUGGUUGCGCAGAGAACUUCUGGCCAGAAAGAAAUUCCGUGAAGAGCAACAAAAACUAGAAGCCACAGCAGCGAUCAAGGAAGCAGAACGUCUAAGAAUCCAGAAAGAAUUCGAAGAACUCCAACAAAAAGCCAAACAACGUCGUGAGGAGCGUCUGCAGCGUGAAGAACAAGCCAAACGUGAUCACGAAUCUAUGAUGGGGAAAAUAUUUGAUUAUAUUGAACUGGGCGGUGAGAUUCCUGAAGAACUCACCUACAGUGUUCAAUCUAAUCCCAACAAAUCGGUUUGUCCGUUCUUUACAAAAACGAAUGCCUGUCGCUUUGGAAUAGAUUGCAUGAGGAAUCACAUUCGUCCUAAACUCAGUCGAGUCUUGUUUAUUCCGAAUUUCUUUACGCACAUAAAGUUGGAACAUGGCGGGACAAGUCAUGCCAAUGACAUUAAUCUUGAAUGCUUGGAUGUGGAUUUGAACGAUGAUUACAAAGUGUUCUUCGAUGAUGUAACCGAGGAAUUGAAGAAAUUCGGAGAAAUAGUGAACUUCCGAACUUGCAUGAACACUCAAUCGCAUUUGAGAGGAAAUGUUUUGGUGGAAUAUUCUUCAGAAAGAGAUGCUUUGAAGGCGUAUAUUCAAUUAAAUGGACGUUUUUAUGCAAGACGUCAAAUUAACGUUGAAUUUUCAGGUAUUGCCGCUUGGAAGAGUGCUAUUUGUGGAUUAUUCUAUUCAAAUAAAUGUCCCAAAGGCAAAGGAUGCAACUUUUUACAUUUGUUUAAAAAUCCUGGCAAUAUGUAUAACAAGCCAAUCAAUAAACGAUUCAAACCUGAAGAUACAAUAGACACGAACUCACACAAAGAAAUAAGAGGCAAUUCUGUUAUAAGUUGGAAUGAUAACAAAGACUCACGGAACAAACGUGAUGAUUGGGGUUGGUCUGAAAGUCCUGAACCUGAACAUAGUUCAAAAGAAGACAAUCGUCGGAGUAAGUCCAAAGAUGUAUCGAAAAGAAACCGAGACAAAUCUAAUGAAAGAUAUCGAAGGAGCAGUGAAAGAUCGUCUCGGAAUGACAAGUCCAAUCACAGGAAAUCAAAAGAUAGAAGUCCUAGUCGCAGUUCGAGACAUGAGUCAAGUCGAACUGAAAAUUUAAAUGCGUCUCGAAAGGAGAAAAAGAGGAGUAAAUCGCGGAGUCCCUCGCGCACACGAAAGCAUCAUAAAGAAGAUGAUCGUGAAAAGCAUCGGAAGAAUAAAAAACGAAAACAUAAAUCAAAGAGGAACAGUUCAUGAGAACGUGUACAUAUCAUUUAAUUUUUUUUUGUAAAUUAAUGAGACUUUAAAAAUAAUAAAUGAAUUACUCUAUUGUGUCAAAAAUUAAUGUUAAAUAAGAACGGCAACCUUUUAGUGACGAUAGAAGUUCAGGUACAAAGAUGGGAGGAGCACUUUUGUGCGCUGCUAAAUGAUGACCAUAAUGCAGAAUUGAAACCACAAUUGAACAACAUGCGCAGAUCUUCUCGGGGUAUUGACACCAGUCCCCCAACAAGUGCAGAGAACGGUAAUGCGAUACAUCUUCUGAAGAAAAACAAAGCAGCUGGACUUGAUGGUAUUAUCGAAGAAUUCCUAAAAGCAGACCCUGAGGAAGCUUCCCGUAUUUUGCUUAAACUCGUGCAGAGAGUGAAACUUACCCAAGGAACUGGAAGGAUUGAGUUAUUGUAAAGUUACCAAAGAAAGAAAACCUCAAAAACUGCUAUAACUGGCUCGGUAUCACAGUUCUGUUUGUUUUUCCGAAGUUAAUGGCAACUAUUAUUCUCGAGAGGAAUAAGUCCAGGAUCGAGUCUACCCUGCACCAAGCUGGGUUUCGUAGUGGCCGAUUGCGCGUCGACCACAUCAACACCUUGCGAAUCAUACUCGAACAAUCAUCUGAGUACCAAUCACCGCUGUACCUAAUGUUUGUAGAAUUUGAAAAGAAGUUGAUCGGGCAAAUCGUGAAUGCAUCUGGAGAUCGGCUAUUGCGCAAGGAAUCCCUGAGAAAAUUGUUGCAACAACAAGGUGUUUCGUGUUGCACAAUUGACAGCUUUACGACUCCUUCGAUGUCAAGGAGUGAGACAAGGAGAUGUCUUGUCACCAAUUCUUUUUUUUCUGGCGAUGACGACGGGCCAAGCACACAAGUUAUUCUAAGGUAGGGGACCAUAGAGGAGGUCGAGCAGUUUAAUUAUAUGGAAAGUUUUAUAGCUCUCGAUGGCGGAAAGGACCUGAAUGUUAACAGUAGAAUAAACAAAGCCCGUAAUGAACUCUAGCAAAAUAUCGCUACGCACCAAGUUGAAACUCUUCGAAUCCAACGUUAAAUCAGUGCUGUUAUAUGCUUCUGAAACAUGGAAAUGCUCUGCCAACAUCUUUAGCAGACUACAAGCUUUCGUUAACCGUUGUCUGCGCUCUAUUCUGAAGAUCCGGUAGCCGCAAACUUUUUCUAACGUUGAGCUGUGGAAUAGGACCGGACAAAAAAAAUUGGACGUAGACAUCAUGCAACCGAAAUGGCGUUGGAUAGGCCAUACACUGAGGAAACCGGACGACAGUAUAAUUCGUGCAAUGGAAUCCCCAGACAACUUGGAGAUCAUCAGUUUUGAAGGAGGCUCGAUCUCAAGGUAUUCAAUCGUGGCCACAGCUGAGAUCAGUUGCGGUGAUUCGGGAAAGUAGGAAGGAUCUUAUUGAUGCCCUUUGCUCCAGGAGGAGUUAAAGCGCUGCUGUACUUGCAGCCGGACAACAUAGGUAUACAUACAUAUAUACUUCAUAUGGACAAAUCACCCGAUUAGAAAUAAGUUCAAGAGGAGUCCAUAAUCAAGGAAAAAAACAACGUACUUAUCACAACAAAGCAGAACUCAUUUGGAAUUAUUGUUUGGUAUCCUAACAGGUUUUAACGCAAAUAUCAGAUUAAUGUCAACGGUAUAAAGAUGAAGAGACGUCUGCGUAACCUAGACCUAUAUACAUAUGAUAGAUAUGCUCAUAAAGUGAGAUUUAAGAUCAAGCAUAAAUUGCGGAAUAUAAAUACAUAUGUAUAUUAAAAUAGAAACACCAAAGAAAAAGACUUUUUGUUUUCAAGUUUGGUCUUCAUUUUCUUUCUUUAAAACUAAAAUUCACCAUUAUUUAUAUUAAAAUUAUAACUUAAAAUAUUUUAAAUUGAUAAAUGUAUAAAAUGGAACAAAUUUCGUAGACAUUAAAAUAUGUACAUAGAUACACAGAUUUAAAAAGAUUAAAUGAAAUGCAAAGCUAUUCUUAAUUUCAAAAUUAUUUUAAUAUCUGGUAGCCUGGACCUUAGUUUUAGUUACAGUGUGACAUCUGUUUUACAUUAAGUUUUAAUUGAAAUAUUGUACCACUCCUGUUGAACAAUCCUCCAGAGUGCGGGCAACCGCCCAUUUUGAAUCUCCCGCAAAAUGUUCUAUGAGAUUUAAGUCAGGCGAUUGGGAUGUCCACUCCAAUGCGCUGAUUUUUGGUCUUUAAAAUACUUUUGAGCAGAUUUGGAUGUGGGCUCUGGGCCGUUGUCUUACUGUAGACAACUUUUGAUAGGCAUGUUCUCGGCCGCAUGAGGCAGCAUUGUAUCCUUCAUGAUAUUCACCGUUAUAUUUUAAACCAUUUUACCCUUAAUCAAAUAUAUUGGUCCAACGCUAUAUCAAGAAAAUUAACCCCAAAGUAUGAUACUGCCGCCACCGUUCUUGCCCGUUUUCUAGAUGUAUUUGGGAUUUAGUUCUUUCAAAGGAAGCCUUUAAGAACCCCAUAAUGUGUCCCUAGCUCUGGUAUAGAAAUUGAAAUUCUGGAAAUGCCUAUAUCAGUAUUGACCCUUGACCUCAAUUUGUGGACAUGAAUGCAUAGAGAUUUUUGUUGUUUAACACCACAUCAAGAAUGAAGAAUUCAUAAUAAAACUCUAUUUAUUUCUCUCAUUUUCAUAUUCGAAACAUUAAAUCCUUCAAUAUUUUUACUGAACUUGGACUGUUUAAACUUUUUAAAUUUUAAGGAUAAUCGUAACAACUUAAGUUUUUAGUGAAAUAAAUUUACAAAAUAGAAGAAGUAGUAAAUAUAGCAGUGCGUGACAGCCAGUGGGUAGAAUUGUCAUUCCAGAGGUCUUUUGUUUAAACCCUGUCUGUGCCAACUUACGUUUUGUUUUUCACGGGUACUGACUGGUGCUAUUUCAAAAAAACUCUUUCGGGUUCGGUACAAAACCUCUAGAAAAUUACUCGCUAGUAAGAAUGGGUGAGAGUUGUAAGUCACUAGACAGUGAUUUUCCAUGAAUUGUUUUAAUUGGAAAGCUAAAUCUUAACGAAUCUAACAUAAGUCUAGUUGAUUUUUGCAGGUCAUCUUGAAUUCGAAUUCGUUCUUGUUUUGAUUAUAGCAAAGAAUUUUAAGCGAGAUUUUAUUUUAUCGGCAUAAAAGAUCUUGAAAAAUACCAUUACCUACUUAUGCAGUGUGUUCUUGAUAGAAAGAACCGCCAAGAAAUUUAAGUCCCAAUAAAAAACAAAUAGCAAUGGAUCAUUUGAAAAAUAUGCAUGUUCCCAAUUUUUCUAAAAAAUGGAACAAUAAUGAUAUCCAGGAAAAUUUAGUUUCAUUAGUUCCCAAUGGGGACAUUUUUUUCUUCUUUGAAAUGUUCACAAAUGUGAAAAUUGAUUUCGGAAAUCUAGUUUUUGGGAAAGAGAUUACCAUUUCAAUAUUUAUUAACUGAUGAUGGGAUUUUCAUGAGACAAUAAAAUAUUCACGAAAUCCCACCAAUACUUCAUGAGAUUUAACCUUAGUUUAAACUUAAAAAUAGCCUAAACAUUGUUAUCAUAUCCGAACGAUGAAUUAAAAACCUUUAAAAAUAGAUGAAGACAUAGUCAGAAAUAUUUUUUAUAAAAUUUUUAUUAAUUUUUUUUUUAGGAUUUUGUUAUUAUUUUUGUUUUCUUCUUCUGUAAAAUUUAUUUUUAUUUAAAGAAACUGCUUUCAAUUAAAAAAUUAAAAGAAAAUAAAUAUUCAUAAUAAAAAAAAAUAAACAACAGUUAAGUAAAGAUGAAAUUUGAAAAAAAAA